AGAGAUGAAAAGUGAAAAGAAGAAAAUGUACGAAAAAUGAAAAAUAAUCACAAUCAUAAUAAUGACUUGACACUCAACCCCUUAAGAAACCAACCAGAAUCAGUAUUUAAUUAAAAUCAAAAUAAAAACGCGUAAGAAUUGGAGAGAAUCUUCUUUUGUUUUUCUUAUUUUGUUCAAGUGUGGAGUGGGUGCUCAACAACAACUCUCUGACAAGCCGCACAACACAUCAAAUUGAAAAUAAGAAAUAUCCCCCCAAAAUAAUCAACACAUCCACAUCCAAAUGGAUAAAAAAGUAUUCCUGCUGUUGUUUGGCUUCCUUUUAUAUCUGAGCUCCUCACUGGGCCAGAUUGCGGGGAACAACUCCAGCUCCUCGUCACCCCGUCCGCCGCCGCCACCGCCGCGUGUGAAGCUCAACAAAUGCUGCCAUUUGGGCGAAUAUCUCAAUGUGACCACCCAAUCCUGUAUAGCUGGCUCCUCAGAGCUUUGGGUGCCAUUGGUUUAUCUAAUACAGCAGCAACGUUUCUUUGAGCCCACGGGAGCAAGUCCUCGUUUUAUGAAAUUCAUACCCAACAAACGCCCCAAUUGCUCUCGAUCCGCUCUCGAGGGGGAAGAAGGCUUCGUCAGUCCAGAGGAUCUCGUGGAGAUCUUUAGCAGUCGUCAGGCCAAUGUCAUGAUAUUUCCCAAUGGCACUUUAUAUGUGCGAGAACGUGUUUUGCUGGUUGAGCCCAGUAGCUAUUGUGUGGAUCGUGAUGUGGCCCUGGUUUGUCGCCUGCCGCCCGAUCCCGUCCAGAAUCCAGUGCAGAAUGCGGCAACAGGGAGUGGUGCUUCGCCUGGUCCAUCCUUCGCUCCUUCGCCCUUGCGUUUACGCAAAUGUUGUGGCAAAUGGGGCAACUAUGAUGCAAACCUCAAGAAAUGUAAUGUUAACACAAGUCCUGGCGAUGGCCAACUGAAAUUACGUCCACAGCUGGAGAUGGGCAGCUAUCAGACAACUUAUGGCCUACCGGAGUGUUCAAAUGGCGGUGGCUAUGCCAUAGCCGGUGACUGGGCAGAGGCACAAUUGAAUCACAGCUCUGGCUCCAUACGCCUGCAGCAUACAAAUUUAACGGCCCAGGAUUAUUGUCUAGAACACACCCAAGGACGAGAGGAUGAGGUGAAAAUUAUUGCCUGCACGAGACAUUUCACGUUAGUCGUCGAUCCGGCCGAUAUGUCCAAAGAUCACGACGUAAUCACAUCUUCCGGAAAACAUCUGCAACAGGCUGUCAUUACGGGUGGACUACUGGUCUCGGUGGUCUUUUUGGCUGCAACUCUGGUAGCUGGCUACAUGCUGCCCGCUGUACAUCAUGCCCUCCACUGGAGAUGCCAGAUCUAUUACAUCUUUUGCCUGCUGGUGGGCAAGGUUCUGCUGGCCAUUGAGGAAUUGAAUACGUCGGUGGAACUGGGUUCGCCCACCUGCUUAAUGCUGGCAGUAGGAAUACAAUUCUUCUUCCUUUCGGCCUUCUUUUGGCUAAACACCAUGUGCUUUAACAUCUGGUGGACUUUUCGUGAUUUUCGUCCUAGUUCGCUGGAACGGAAUCAGGAGGCACUACGUCUGCGUCUGUACUCGGUUUAUGCAUGGGGUGUGCCCUUAUUGAUAUGCUCCAUAGCCGUUUGUGUCGACCAAUUGGUUGUGCCAUCGGAGACGGCACUGAGACCAGGAUUUGGCCAACACUAUUGUUGGUUCGAUAGGCAAUCGCUGCCCAUAUUGGCCUAUUUCUUCGGGCCCAUCGGCCUGCUUCUCUGCGCCAAUAUAGUGCUCUUCAUCUCAACGACUCAUCAAUUGACCUGCGGGUUGUGGAAGCGGGACGAUGUUAAAUCCUCAUCAGAAAAGUCGGCUCUGGUUAAAGUCUGUCUCAAACUUGUCGUCGUCAUGGGCGUCACGUGGAUAGCGGAUCUAAUAUCCUGGAUAGUAGGGGGACCAGAUUCAGCCUGGUUAAUUACCGAUCUGAUUAAUGCCCUGCAAGGAGUAUUUAUAUUCAUUGUGGUCGGUUGCCAGCCGCAGGUGUGGACCGCCUGCCGACGCAUUUGCUGUCCGCGUCUUCGUCAUGAUAUCACCAAUACCACCAAUGGCGUCCAGCACUCGAGCAGCUCACAAGGAUUGCCCUCAAUGGUCGGUGGCUAUGGCACUGAAUUCACCCAGAAUACUUCAAUGAAUGUAACCACAAUGCAGAAUUCCAAUGCUAGUCCACCACCAUCAAUUGAGGAAUAUAAAAGUGGUGCGGGUGGUGGUGUUGAUGGAGGAGGAGAUGGCACCAAUGUAACGAUGGAUGGUCCAAUCAAAAAGAUACCAAUGGAAACUGUUUGCUAAAAGAAAGCUGAGACGAUGAGCAGAGGAAGCAGCGGCAACAACAACAACUAAUGACUGACAAUAAAUAAAUGCGAAAGUAGAGAAACCUUGCCCCUCCCUUCCUAACCACCUCCACCUUCGUUACGACCUGCAACAAAAGCAAAGCACUGGAGCCGCCGCACUUGCGCAAUAGCAGCAACAACAACAGCAAUAGCAACAUUCGAGCAGCUAAUUGUAUGUGGUGCACAUGUGUGUGUGUGUGUGUGUGUGUGUGUGUCCGUAUGUAUUUGACAAUUGACCAACAGACACUUACCAGUAUUUCAACUUAACGGCAUAACGGCAUCACAGACAGUGAGAGUAAAAGAGACAGAGGCAGACAGCGCUGUCAGUUCACAUUCUAAAUAUCUAUCAGUAUCUAGUGUUGCAAAAUACUUAAGCAGAGCUCAACUAGCUGUUAAAAAUAAAUGGAGAAAAUAAGAAAAGAAAAUAGCAACAAUUUAAUACACAAAACAAAGUCAAAGAAAAAUGUACGAUACAGUAGUAGAUUCAGUCACAAGGAAUUCAUUGUUGAGGCAUUGUUAUUGUAAUAUCUUAAACCAAAACUCUCAAGUGUGAGAAAUUCAGCAGCCAGCUAAAUACAUGCAUAUGCAUGUGUGUAGGAAUGUAUGCGUAUGUAUGUAUGGAUAUAAAUUAGACUGGUCUUUUAAUUUCUUAUAUCAAUUUUGUGAUGUUUUUGUUACUACUAUGCAAAGCUGGCGUUUCUCUCUAACUCUACUAAGAAACUCAAUCGUAAUGAAGAAAAAAAAUUACUUACAUAUGUAUUUUUAUGGCUUCACUUCAGAUACGACGAUAAUUAUAUACACAAAUAGUCUGAACCAAAGGAAACCAGUCUAAUAUAGCAUUCGUACAUAAACACACAACUACAUGCACGUGUAUGUAUAAAUGUGUUAAACAUUUAAAUUUGUUGAUUCUGAUUUGUAUUUGGAUUGCAUUUUAUUUAGCUAGACGUCAUCGUGUCUGUUCACAUGUCUUGCUGUCUGUCUGUUUCAAUGUAUAGGUAUGUGCGCCUGUGUGUGUGUGCUUGUCACCGCUGCUGUUUUGUGUCAUUUCGAUUGCUCAAUAAUUUGGGUUUUUUUUAGUGUAUUUUCGAGGAAUGCGCGUUUUGUGCGUGUGUUUAAUUUAAACAAAAUGUUGUUUAGGUUCCUCCGUUUUGGUGGCUUAAGUAAACAAUUAGAAUUUAUUUACUUGAAACGCUUGAAUCACGCACAGUAUGCAGGUGUAAUACCCAUACACACACACACACUUACGCACAGUCUGAGAGCCACAGGCUGAGCCAAAUUUUAGCAAAUCCAUCACCUUACCAUAAGAUUAACUUGAACUUAAUUUUCAACUUAUAGUUUGGGUGAAAAAAAAAUUUAUUUUUAUUUUUUACUGACUACGCUCAUGCGAUUUUAGCAACAUUUAUCAUAAAAAGAAAAACAGUUCAACGUAACGAUCUGAUCAAGGUUAAAUUGGACAAAAAGCAGAUGCCCAAAAAGAAAAAAAAAAAAAACGAGAAUAAAAAAAGCU
Messenger RNA from Drosophila willistoni, 3892 nucleotides. RefSeq names its product probable G-protein coupled receptor Mth-like 1 (gene mthl1). The transcript has 2 exons. Bases 281 to 2344 code for a protein of 687 amino acids. The record is from RefSeq and is a predicted model, not a curated record. Gene Ontology annotation, cellular component: membrane. Gene Ontology annotation, molecular function: G protein-coupled receptor activity. NCBI's taxonomy places the organism in Eukaryota, Metazoa, Arthropoda, Insecta, Diptera, Drosophilidae. Gene Ontology annotation, biological process: G protein-coupled receptor signaling pathway; cell surface receptor signaling pathway.